CACGCGCGGUGCCAUCACCCACACUGUCGAGCGACUAACAUGGUGGGGCCCAGCGUGUCCUAACUCCAGCAAAUGGCAGCGGGCACCGGGGACAAGGUCUGGCCAUGUACCGUGAGCUGCAGCGAGCCGCCGCCACAGCCUUGACUGCUCCUUGUGGCUGAUCCCGCCCGGGGUUGGGGACAACGAGGCGGCGUGCGGGGGUUAAGGUUGGGUUGGCGAGGGACCCACCACGUUUGUUGCAGCGAGUGGGCGAGAGGGUGAGAGGGGGAGCGACUCGGCCGUCCUCUCCUCUCAUCUCAUCUCAUCUGAUCUGAUCCACCAUAUUGCGCCGCCGCCGCCUGCUCUCCUGCCUCACUCCUUUUGCAAUCUGUUCUUUGCACAAAUUUCUCCCCGCAAGUCGGAUUUUCUCCUGCAGUAGGAGCAGCAGCAGGAGGAGGGAGGGCGAACAUUCUCUUUAUUCUCCCAGCAGCAGCAAUCCCGUAAAAAGCGCCCAACAGAUUAUUUGUCGAGAUUGAAGCACAAGGGGCGACCCAGCUGCUGGGGGCACCGACGAUGGCUACCGACGUGGAGACUCCAAUGCUCCAGCCCACCGACCACGACACUAGUAGUAGCAGCAGCAGCAGCGGCAGCAGCGGCGGCAGCAGCAGCAGCUCUCAGGAAGAGCCGGCCGCCUGCCACCGGCCCCCAUCGCCCGGCUCUGGGGGAGAGGAGAGACCAGACAGCGACCUGCUGGAGAGGCUGGAGCCGCAGCCCUCAGGCACAGAGCUGGAGAUAGAGCUGAACAAGGAGAACGACCAAAACCAGCAGGAGCCUGCGGAUAAAUCGCUAAAGAACUUCACCGAAGCGCCCCCUCCUAAAAUCAACCCGUGGACCAAGAAGAAAAACAUGGUCACCGCCAACAGCGUGAACGUCAGCAGUCAGGAGACAGUUUCAGAAGCCCAAAGUGCAACCAAAGUCAUCAAGGCAAACAAGCCCAAGACGAUAAAGAAAUCUGGCAAGGCAAGUGAUUUCAGUGACAUCACAAACUGGCCGACUCCAGGAGAGAUGGCUAAUAAAGAGCAUCAUAACAUCAUGAACCAACCAAGCAAAAAGCCUCUGAAUAAAAAUAAGAAGAAAGAUAAGACUGAAAAGAAGGACAACAGUGAGAGCAAAGAAAAUAGAGAAACGCUCCAAAAUGAUGAUGAGGAGAAGUCGGCCAUUGAUGAUGAAUCCCAGGGAUCUUCACAAAAGGGGAAAAAAGCCACAAAGCAUAAAUGGGUUCCGCUACAUCUAGAUGAAGUGAAGCAAGAUGGGCAAGAGAGACCAAGUUCACGCAACAGUUCACGAUCUCAAUCGGAUACAACGCGAUCAGUUCAAAACAACAAAAGAAAUGAUUAUUCAAGAAGUUGGCGCCGGGAUGACAAGCGUGAUCGAGACAGAAGGGAAGACGCUGAUGAAGUUGGCAGCGUUAGGAGUGAGAGCGGUGGCAUGCGUGGAGGUUUUAGAGGCAGAGGUCGUGGAAGAGGGAGAGGCAGAGGGCGUGGCAGAGGAAACUCGCAUGUGAAUUAUGAUUACCCUUAUGGGUACAAGCAUUCAUACGAGACAUCUGACCAAUAUAUACCAGAAUACAACACUAACAUGAUGUACUAUUAUGAUGAUGGAAGUGGAGCGCAGAUGUACACUGUGGAUGAAACUCUACUGAAGGAGUACAUAAAACGACAAAUCGAAUAUUACUUCAGUACCGAAAACCUGGAAAGAGAUUUUUUUCUACGGAGGAAGAUGGACGACCAAGGUUUUCUACCCAUUUCCUUGAUUGCCAGUUUUCAUCGAGUGCAGGCACUAACCACAGAUGUAAAUCUUAUUUUGGAGGCUUUAAAAGGAAGUACAGAGGUACAAAUUGUGGACCAGAAGAUGAGGAAAAAAGAGUGUCCUGAAAAAUGGCCAAUUCCGGGCCCGCCUGUUUCUGAUGUUCCAAGGACUGAUUUCUCUCGUUUAAUCAAUUGUCCAGAGUUUAUACCUGGACAAAUGUAUGGCUCUCAAACUGAAUCUGCUCCUAGUUCCCCGAGGCUGGGCAGUCCUGUUGAUGCAAAGACAAAUGUUGAAACCAGUAACCUUCAAACAAUGUCUAAAGGACUUUCUACAAGUUUACCUGAUCUGGAAUCAGAUCCUUGGAUUGAAGUGAAAAAGAGACACCGGCCAUCACCACUUAAUGUGAAGGAAAGUGAAUCGCCCAAGCCUCAACAAACGCACAAACCGGAGCAAGAAGAACAGGAGGAGCUCGAUUUCAUGUUUGAUGAAGAAAUGGAACAGAUAGAGGGCCGCAAAAAUGCCUUCACUGACUGGUCAGAUGAUGACUCGGACUAUGAAAUUGAUGACCGUGAUGUGAACAAGAUAUUGAUUGUGACCCAGACUCCACCUCACAUGCGCAAACAUCCAGGUGGUGACCGUACAGGAAAUCAUGUUUCUCGAGCAAAAAUCACCACAGAGUUGGCGAAGGCUAUCAACGAUGGGUUGUACUACUAUGAACAAGAUCUAUGGAUGGAGGAGAAUGGACCAGAAUAUUCAAUGAUAAAGCAAGAAAUUGAGAACUUUAAGAAGUUGAAAGUCAUCAGCAAAGAGCAUUUUGAUACUCUCGCACCUGAACCAUCAAUUGAAUCACACCAAGACGUGCCUCCUGCACCACCAAAGGCCCACCCAGAUUAUACUGAAGAAUUAGCCAACAAGCUGUUUGGUGUUCCAGAGCCACCAAUUUCAAAUCUAGCCCGCUCUCUGCCUACAACUGUGCCAGAAUCGCCAGUAUGUUCUGCCAGAACGCCAAGGACACCGCGUACACCUAGGCUACAAGAUCCGAAUAAAACUCCACGUUUCUAUCCUGUUGUGAAAGAAGGGCGGCCGUUGGAUAUUGAGACUCCAAGGAAACGGAAGACGAGACAUAGUUCAAAUCCCCCACUUGAAUGCCAUAUUGGCUGGGUUAUGGAUUCUAAAGAACACAGACCAAGAACAUCAUCUGUUAGUAGCUCAAAUGCCAGUCCUUCAGAAGGCACGCCAUUUGUUGGAAGUUAUGGCUGCACACCAAACUCGCUGCCCAAGUUUCAGCAUCCUUCACAUGAGCUUUUGAGAGAGAAUGGCUUCACCCAACAGGUUUACCACAAAUAUCGUCGGAGAUGUUUAAAUGAGAGAAAGCGAUUGGGAAUUGGGCAAUCCCAGGAAAUGAACACGCUGUUCCGUUUCUGGUCCUUUUUCCUCAGAGAUCACUUCAACAGGAAAAUGUACGAAGAAUUCAAACAGCUGUGUCUUGAAGAUGCAAAGGACAAUUACAGGUAUGGGUUGGAAUGCCUAUUUAGAUUUUACAGCUAUGGACUAGAGAGAAGAUUCCGAUACGAUAUAUUCAAGGACUUCCAGGAAGAAACAAUAAAAGACUAUGAAGCAGGUCAGCUCUAUGGAUUGGAGAAGUUCUGGGCUUUUCUGAAGUACACCCAAACCAAGCAUUUACCAAUAGACCACAAACUGCAAGAAUACCUGAGCAAUUUCAAACGACUUGAGGACUUCAGAGUUGACCCUCCAUUUGGUGAUGAUGUUGGCCGAAAGCGACGUUCUUCUGGAACGGAUGAGAGCGGCCGCAGAAGGCAUCUAUCAAACUCUUCUACUAGUAAAUCAGUAAAUGCUGCUAAGUCCUUACUCACCAAUCAGCCUCAGGUCUCGACAAACCCUUCCAAGUGGGAUGCAUCUUCCGGGAAAUGUGAGACUAGGAGCCAGAGUACUGCUGCCAUGACUACCACUGAGCCUGAAACUCCCGAGAAAUAGACUUUCUGUGUCACAUCUCCCUGCUUAUACAAAUCACAUCAGUAUUUUAAGCUCAAGGACCUUGUCCAGUUUUUAGACUGCCUCAAUGAAAGAAACAAAAAACUUGAAAAUAUUCCUAUUACUUUCAGUUUUGGGGGUUGGGUUUUUUGAGUUUUCUUCACCAAGCUGUUUUAGGGGAGGGGAGCUUGGAAUCCUACAAUUUGUCACUCCCCUCACUUUGAUUUUCAAGAUUACCUUGAGCUACUGUUUACAGAAACGCAUUCCUGCAAAUAUGCAAAAAUGACACAUUUGAAUUUUGGGAUGCCUUACAUUUCAAUGAGGAUUUCUCAUACUUCUUAAAGAAGAAAAUUUUAUUUUUUAGUCCAUUACCAUAGUGCUUUUGCAGCCAGUUCCUCCUAUUAUUAUUAAUUAUAUAUGCCUAUAUCAAAGUACAAAUUUAUUGCUGGAAAGUAUACAAUUGAAAUUACUUGGGUAGGUAGAGGAAAAUCUGGAAAGAAAAACUUGCAUCCAAGAUGGUUGUAACCAGGGUUGCAACCUGAUUUAAUAGCUUAGUUAACCAGCGUUGAAAACUGGUUGUGGAUCAUCUUGGAUGCAGAGUUCUAGGUUUAAAGCAGUUGGUUACCUAGUUACUGACAAUUUAGUGGAGAUUGUUACAAAAAAUGAUUCAUACAGAUGGUAUUGUUUGGGCUUGAAUGAAAGUAGAACUAAGGAAUGUGUGGCUUUUUAAAUAUGGUCUUCUGAAUCACUAAUAUCUUGCACUGCUUAAAUUACCUACUGCAUCUUGCUGUGCAGGUCAAGAUAAAAUUGCAGAGUCUUCUCGUUUCAGGAGGUACUGUGUGGUGUAUGAGAGGUGGCGUGGAUUUAUUUCAUCACUUUAUUUUAUGCUUGUAGUGUGCUUUUCAGUAAAGCACUACAAUUGAUUUGUCAUUUUCUAAUGCUAUUAUAUUGUUGUAAAAUGUUCAAAUUUUUUGUGGAAAAUUUACAAAAAAAAAACAAGUGCACAUUUACUGAAGUGAUUUUUGUUUAAUUUUGCUCUUGGGGAUUAUUAAGACGGUGUCAUUAUUUUAAAUUAUACUUAACGAGGGGUGUGGGUUGCCGGUUUGUUUUUGCAAGGUUGUAUUCACAUCUGUGAAAAUUACUGGAAAAGCUUCAAAAAUCAGACGUGUAUUUUAAAUGUAUGCUAUUAGGAAUGACAUCCUAAUGCAACUAGUGAAAACAAUCUAAUGGUCUUCCUAUCUGUUGAAUAUAGGAAAAUCUGGGCAGUGCUAUGAAUUACUGCUGGUAAUUAGAGGGCUAGUAUGAACAGUAGCAGUGUGGAAUCCACAUAUCUACCAUUAUAAAUAUGCUACAGCUGUACAUGUUUUAAUUUACUGAAAUAACACACACACACACACACGCACACACCGUAAUGUAUAAUCUAGGCUUAAACCCAGCUGAAUGGAGUAAUUGUAAAAUACUUAGAUGAAAGAUUGUAUAUACCAUUCAAAGUAAUCAGUUUAGAAUAUUUACCUUAAUUUUUUCAUCUAAUGAAAUAAGUGUGCACAUUUAGCAUUAGCAUGUGUAAUUUGUGGCAAUCUUCCCAACUUUUAUAAAAAUGCAUAUAAAAACAUACAAAAUGAAUCGGAAAACAUAACUGGUUGCACUUGUGAUUCUUUGGAGAUUUGUUUUGAAAUAAGAGCAACAAAAAAACAGCCACAGCUGGUGAAGCUGUGUUUUAAACAGGUAAACUGCAUAUCCCUUCAUUAUUUGUAUUGGUUUCACAGCUCUGCCCCAUUUUAAAUCUCUCCUUUCAAUCAAAAACUGUAGCAUGUGAUCUUUUUCUGACAAAGCUCCUCAAGCCAAACACUGGUGGGUGGAAAAUGUAACUGUGCCUUGGUUUCUGAGUUUUGUUUUCCUGGGGAAUGAUCCGGCCUUUGCUGCUGUGCCAACACAAUCUGCCUGCUGUCUGUCAGUCAUUAGAUUGCUAAAACCUAUUCUCUUCGUGGUCACUCUAAAAUUGGAGUCAUUAACGGCAACUUCAGGAAUGCUUCUAAAUUCUCAGAAACCUCAACGUUUUCAUUGCCAUCUUUCAUAUUUGUACACAUCUGUUCAACUAUCAGGUUUAAUUAUUGCAUGUAUUUUCUGAUUCCUGCCAUCAUAUUCAUUGUGUAGUUUUGCAUUUGUGUGUGUAGAUCUAUGGUGAAAGCAUGCAGUGUGGCAAAAAUAUUCUGACCCUGAUAAUAGUUUUAAAUCAGCUCACAGAGAACACAUUUAUCAAAAUAAGUAUGUACCUUAUUAAGCAGUAAACCUAGCAACUUGCUACAUUUGUAAAUAUAUUAAAGUAUCACUUGUGCAUAUAACAAAAAUGACCUGAAUAUGUAUAUACAAAUCUGCCCACUGUUUUUUUUUGUGUGUAAUUCAAUUUGAUGUUUUGAGAGUUCAUAAAAAUUACAAU
This is a messenger RNA of Leucoraja erinaceus (little skate), 6217 nucleotides long. RefSeq names its product la-related protein 1B-like. The coding region runs from base 553 to 3783 and encodes 1076 amino acids. Gene Ontology annotation, biological process: positive regulation of translation; mRNA stabilization. The transcript has 20 exons. Gene Ontology annotation, cellular component: cytosol; cytoplasmic stress granule. NCBI's taxonomy places the organism in Eukaryota, Metazoa, Chordata, Chondrichthyes, Rajiformes, Rajidae. Gene Ontology annotation, molecular function: RNA cap binding. The record is from RefSeq and is a predicted model, not a curated record.